Molecule: messenger RNA, 4219 nt
Organism: Andrographis paniculata
Lineage: Eukaryota; Viridiplantae; Streptophyta; Magnoliopsida; Lamiales; Acanthaceae
Product: ubiquitin carboxyl-terminal hydrolase 2
Exons: 4
Coding region: 627-3959 (1110 amino acids)
Biological process (GO): protein deubiquitination
Cellular component (GO): cytosol; nucleus
Molecular function (GO): cysteine-type deubiquitinase activity; cysteine-type endopeptidase activity; zinc ion binding
Source: RefSeq, a predicted model, not a curated record
CCCAAAUUGGAGUUGAGACAGAGACGAGGGAGGGAAGGGCUCCGUUUACAAUCGGUGAAAUCGCCUGCCUCUUCGCCUACUCUCUACUUCUGCUUAGCGACGGAGUUGGCAGAGCUGUCUGCUGCUGCUGCUGCUUCUUCUUCUUCUUCGUGGGUUGGAUUGGAUUGGAUUCACUUCACUUUCACUUGGUGUAAUUAUAAUUUCUGUCGGUGCGGAUUGGCGGUUCAAGGGUUUGUACAACGCUAGACAGAGGUAGGUAGGUUGCAGGAUCUUACUUCUUUCGAAGCAAUUUCUGGAGUGGAGUUUUAGCUUAUCUGAGGGAGCCGGUUCUGCAAUUCAAAUAAAAUCAAAUUAAAUUCAUGUUGGUGCUAUUGGGUAUGGAGUGGGACGGGAUUAUUGCUCCUGCUAAGAACCGCAGGUAGAUGAAUUAACAGAGCCAAAUCCGAACUUCAAUUCGCUGAAUGCAUCCUUUACCAGUCGUUGCGAAUUCUUCAACCUGAUAGUACUACUUUUGGGCGCUCGUUCAUUCAUCCCUCAAACUCCUCUUGCUCUUCUGCCACUCCUGUUGCAGCUCUUGCAAUUGAACGUCCUAUGUUUUCUAUAUUCCUGGAUACUCUGUAGAUAAAAUGGGCAAAAAGGUGAGGAAAGCAGCAAGAAGUGGCCAGAAAGGGAAAAGGGGUCCCUCUGCAUCUCCAAAAAUAGCUGUCCAAAAAGACACAAGAGCUGCUGAAACCCCUGGUAAUGGAGUUUCAGAUGUUAAAGAUAGAGGGUCAUGUUCUCAUAUUGAUAAAGGAAUCAAUUUGGACAAACUUUCUACCAAAUUAGGAUCUUCAGAUUCUGUUACUUGUGAAGAUUGUCGGGGAAGUGUUGAUGGAAGAAUAAAGAAAGGAAAAGGUAAACAAGGUAAAUCAAAAUCUGAGUCGAAAGCAAUUUGGAUUUGUUUGGAGUGUGGACAUUUCUCAUGUGGAGGUGUUGGAUUACCAACUACACUGAAUAGCCAUGCUGUUCGACAUGCAAAACAGAACCAUCAUCCUCUGGUGAUCCAUCAUGAAAAUCAUCAACUACUCUGGUGUUUUUCCUGCAGUAAACUGAUUUCUGCUGAAAUUUCUGAUGAUUGUAAACAUAAAGAUGUCUUGAAUGAGGUUCAUAAAAUACUGAAACGUCGGACCAGUGGGGGAUCAACUGUAGAUGUUGAAGGUGUUUGGUUUGGAAGUGGUAGUGUGACUAGUUCGGUUAAAUUAGAUUACUCUCUAGGAGUUGAUACAAAUGAGAGAGCUGGUUUUUCUGUAAGGGGGUUAGUUAAUUUGGGAAAUACAUGCUUUUUUAAUUCUAUCAUGCAGAAUCUACUAGCUAUAGAUAGCUUCAGGGACUACUAUUUCAACUUAGAUGAGUCUUUUGGUCCGCUAAGUGCUGCUAUAAAAAAGUUUUUCCAUGAAACCAGUUCCGAAACAAACUCCAGAAGUGCAAUAAACCCUAGAUCAUUGUUUGGUAGCCUGUGUGUUAAAGCACCGCAAUUCCGGGGAUAUCAGCAGCAUGAUAGUCAUGAGUUGCUUAGAUGCUUGCUCGAUGGUUUGUCCUCUGAAGAAUUGAGUGCAAGAAAGCACACCAAAUCUAAUGAUGUUUCAAACACAGAUCCCACAUUUGUUGAUGCUGUAUUUGGUGGAAAACUGUCUAGUACUGUUAGUUGUUUGGAAUGCGGGCAUUCAUCUACUAUUUAUGAACCAUUUCUGGAUCUCUCACUCCCAGUACCUACAAAGAAGCCUCCAGCAAGAAGGAUUCAACCUGCUACUCGAGGAAAGAAACCUAAGUUGCCUCCAAAGAGAAGUGGAAAGAAUACCUCUAAAAUCAACAAAGAAGUCAGUGCUGUACGAGGAGAUGGCGCUUCUGUUCGAUCAACCAGUGAAAAUUCUUCAGGGGAACUACCUACUGCAACACCAGCUGAGGAUCUUUCAUCUAUCCAAAAUCCCGAAGAUCAACAAACGGCUCAGAAUGCUGGGGAGCAGUCACACUCUUCCGAUAACUUUGCAUUUGCAUGGUUGGAUUUCCUUGACUCAGAUCCAGUCUCACAAGAUGAUGAUGUAGCCUCUGAAAUUGAUGCAGUUUCAGCAAACCAGGGAUUUACAAAUCAAGAUUCUCUUCCAGCUGACACACCUUUGUCUAUAACACUGAAUAGUACAGAUGACGAUCUGGGAAAUGCUGUUUCAGCAUCAUCCUUUAAUGAUGCUGAAAAGUUUAAUUCCCUUGAACCAGGUGUACCAAUGCAAGUUAUGUGCCAACUUGAGGAUAAGCAAAAUGCAAAACCACAAUGCGAUCAGAUGACCACUGCUGAAUGUACUUCUGAGGAAGUUCUUUAUGAUGCCGAUUUAAGUUACAGUUAUGAAUCAUGCCAACAAGUUUGCUCCAAAGAUUCAAAUGCUUCAUUUAGGAACAAUGAACUUCCAUCCCAGAUUCAGGAUGUAAAGCUGCAGUUGAGUGAAACCCCCUCAAAAAAUUCAACCCAUGAGGAACUUUUCCACUGCGGUGCUGAGAUAAAACCAAUCGCGGAAUCAUGCAAACAAGCUUGUACUGGAGAUUCAAAUGCAUCAGGGAGGAAUAAUGAAUUGACAUUAAAUGUUCAGCAUUCUAAAGAUAAUAAAGAUGGUGGGCUUCCAAAUGAGAAAGGUGUUUCAUCUAGUGGUAAUGUAUUGCAAUCAAAAUAUGAGGUAUCUCCUGUACUUGCCAAGAAUGACGGGAGGGAUGGUGAGCAUCCUUCACAGAUUCAGGAUUCUGAAAUUAGGUUGCUUCCAAGUAAAGGGGAUGCUUCUACAGGUGAGCAACUGGGAACUGAACUUGAUGUAUCAUCUCUAGCACUUGGCGAUGAGCAAGAUUACUUGGGCUUUGAUGGAUUUGGAGAUUUAUUCAAUGAACCUGAUAUUUCUUUAGACCAUAAGCCCUUGGACCAUUCUGAUGGCAAUGAUGGUAAACCUAAAGUAAUUGGAAAUUGUAGUGACUCUGAUCCUGAUGAGGUUGAUAAUGCUGAUGCUCCUGUCUCUAUUGAGAGUUGUUUGGCGCUUUUUACGAAACCAGAACUUCUUUCUAAGGAUGAGCAUGCUUGGCAAUGUGAUAAUUGCUCAAAAAUUUUGCAAGAAAAAAGAAAUAGACUGAGAGGGAAAACUCAAAUGUCAAUGUCUGAUACUGUGUCAAAUGGUUGUCAGGAUAGAAAUUUACAUGGUUUGGUGGAUGCUAGCAACAAACCGAGAACUAUGAAUGAAAACCUUAAAACAGAGGCUGAUUUUUCAGAUGGUAUGUUGCUGGAAAAAAAUGAAAGGAAAUAUGAGAAUGGGAAAUGCAUAGUUGGAAACCAUUCAGAAGAUGGAAUAAAUAUGGCUGAGUUUCAUUCAGAAGGUGCAGAACCUCAGAUGAAAAAUGAAUGUCCUGGCACUGUAGAAUGUUCACCACCAUUCGGUAAUGCAAAACUUAAUCCAUGUCAUGGAGAUCGUGACUCUGAUAAGCAUGGAGUUUCCAAUCGCAAUCUUGACUCUAGAAAGUACGAAUCAGAAGGAAACGGACCAAAUGAAGCCAGCUCAGAAUUUUUUAAGGUGAAGAGGGAUGCAACUAAGAGUAUACUUAUCAAUAAGUCUCCUCCUAUCUUGACGGUCCAUCUCAAGAGGUUCAGCCAAGAUGCUCGGGGACGCUUGAGUAAAUUGAAUGGCCAUGUGAAUUUUAGAGAGACACUUGAUCUGAAACCAUACAUGGAUUCCAGGUGCAGCGAGAACAAUAAUAAGUUCAAAUACCGUCUAGUUGGAGUGGUAGAGCAUUUGGGAACAAUGAGGGGCGGGCACUACAUAGCAUACGUAAGAGGCACCAAGAAGCUGGGAGAUUGUGUUUGGUAUCAUGCAAGUGAUGCGUAUGUGCGGGAGGCCUCCUUGGAAGAGGUUCUUCGCUGCGAAGCCUAUAUUUUGUUUUAUCAAAGAAAUUGAGUAUAAUCACAUCAUAUUUUACAUAUUUAUUCAUUUUCUUCUCACAUUGAGAGAGAGAGAGAGAGAGUACUAACUAGUAGUAUACAAUUUUGGUGAUGCUGUGCUGUGAAAUUGUAAUUUAUAGAGAUGGAUGAGGAGUUUGUUGCCUGCCUGCCUGCCUUGUAACCUCAAUUUUUUCAACUUUUGUUGUUUUAUUUAUUAUUACUGUGUGUACUCUCACUCACUCAUUUGAGUUCAAUAUUAACUUCUUUGUUGUUUAA